AGAUAAACAAGCAACGCCACCUCCCACCAAAAGACAAACACACUCUGUGUCAUAAAAAACACGCAAAAUCGCCAUUAAAAUCCAAACCUUUCGACCUCCCAAAACCACCAAUAAAACACUCCUCAACGUGUACAACCCCAUAACCACUCCAUUCCCUUCUUCAAUAUAAAAAACCCACCAAAAAAAAAAUCAAUCGAAAUUAACAACAAUAACAUACCCACCCACAAAAAAAAUUCUCUCUCUCUCUCUCUCUCUUCUCAUCUUCUUCUACUCUCCCAGACCCUCUUAGCUUAUAGAUCGAAAUGGGUCCGGUGGUGUUGACUCAGUUGGCGACGGGUCUGAGCGUGUUGGCCGGAGCGGUGCUGGUCAAAUCGGUGAUGGACAAGCCCAUGGCCGGGCCGGGUCAGUUCCCCAGGUGCCCGAGUUGCAACGGCACAGGCCUGGUCUCUUGCUUCUGUUCUCGCUGGUCGGACGGCGAUGUUGGGUGCCGGAGCUGCUCCGGGUCGGGUCGCACGGCGUGUAGCAGCUGUGGAGGAACCGGAACCGGUCGGCCCAUCCCGGUUCAGCUCUCUGUUCGUCCUCCCACCAACCGCCCCUCCUAACCGGUUUGUGCUUUAGAGUACUUCUUCAAAUCUUUAUCAAUCCAACACCUCCCUAUUUUGUUUAUUUUUGUAUUAAUUUGUGUAAUAUAAGUUCAUAAAGCUUAAGAGAGAGAGUGGGUGGGAGAUUAUUAGGUUGUACUGACAUGAAUGAAUUAAUAUAUCAAUUUGUAUACAAUGAAAUUGUUCUAUAAUUUAAUUAUUGCUUAUAGUGAUUGAGAACUA
This is a messenger RNA of Cornus florida, 824 nucleotides long. RefSeq lists its product as uncharacterized. The record is from RefSeq and is a predicted model, not a curated record. Bases 303 to 602 code for a protein of 99 amino acids. Lineage: Eukaryota; Viridiplantae; Streptophyta; Magnoliopsida; Cornales; Cornaceae. The transcript has a single exon.